Balearica regulorum gibbericeps (East African grey crowned-crane) is the source of this 514-nucleotide messenger RNA. Lineage: Eukaryota; Metazoa; Chordata; Aves; Gruiformes; Gruidae. The record is from RefSeq and is a predicted model, not a curated record.
AUGUUGAUGCAGACCAUUAGCACCAAAUUGCCACGGAGGGAAUGCAUCCAGCACCUGGCAGUUGUGAAAUUAUACGCCCCGCUGCCUAGGCACAUAUCUGUCUUUAGAUACGGACAGCUCAAGCGUUUUAGUGCCAUUUGGUGUGUUCUAAUGCUAGCUGAAAUGAGGAGUCCGCCUUUUCUCAACAUAUGCUUAGUAACUUUUUUUACUCUUGCAGGGAAAAGCUUCACACUGACUAUCACGGUCUUCACAAAUCCGCCACAAGUAGCCACAUACCACAGAGCCAUCAAGAUAACAGUGGACGGACCUCGCGAACCCAGAAGACAUCGUCAGAAAAUAGAUGAGCAGACAAAGCCCGGGAGCUUGUCCUUUUCAGAGCGCCUGAGUGAACUGGAGCAGUUGCGUCGUACGGCCAUGAGGGUCAGCCCACACCACCCAGCCCCCACACCCAACCCACGAGCCUCCUUGAACCACACCACUGCUUUUAACCCUCAGCCUCAGAGUCAGAUUCAGG